AAAAGAAUUCAAAGGAAAGACCCAAUUCAAAUACUAUUCUCUCGCUUUCUUCUCAAGUCUUCUUCAUUCCAUUAUCAUCUUUGAUUCAUCUGAUCCAAAAGAAAGAAGAAGGAAAUAAAUAAUUUGAUCUUUAAUUUACUGAUCAAUUUCAUGGCGUCGGAGCAAUUGAUGUUGGGAGAUGGGCCCCGCUACUACCAGAUGCAAUCGGAUCCGCUAACCUCCAGGACCUCAUCAGCCGUCUCCUCCACUGAGUCAACUCGGAUUUUCGAUGAGUUACCUAAAGCUACCAUCGUCUCCGUCUCUAGACCCGAUGCCGGCGAUAUCAGCCCCGUGCUCUUAUCUUACACCAUCGAAUUCCGAUACAAACAAUUUAAGUGGCGGUUAAUAAAGAAGGCUUCACAGGUUUUCUACUUGCACUUUGCUUUGAAGAGGCGAUUGUUUAUUGAAGAAAUUCACGAGAAGCAAGAGCAGGUUAAAGAAUGGCUUCAAAAUCUAGGGAUAGGAGAACAUUCGCCAGUUGUGCAAGAUGAUGAUGAACAGGAUGAUGAUGCUCUUCCUUUACAUCAAGAUGAUAGUACUAAAAAAAGGGAUGUUCCAUCAAGUGCUGCUCUUCCGGUUAUUAGACCAGCCUUGGGAAGGCAGUCUUCUGUGUCUGACAGAGGAAAGGUUGCCAUGCACGAAUAUUUGAAUCAUUUUCUUGGAAAUAUGGAUAUCGUGAACUCUCCAGAGGUUUGCAAGUUUUUGGAGGCUUCAAAGUUGUCAUUUUCUUCUGAGUACGGCCCUAAGCUGAAGGAAGACUAUGUAAUGGUGAAACAUCUACCCAAACUUGCAAAGAAUGAUGAUGACUCUGAUAGAUGCUGUGCAUGUCACUGGUUCAAUUGCUGUAAUGACAACUGGCAGAAGGUGUGGGCUGUGCUGAAACCUGGAUUCUUGGCCUUGCUGGCUGAUCCGCUGGAUACCAAACCCUUAGAUAUAAUUGUUUUUGAUGUAUUACCUGCCUUGGCUGGUAACACUGAGGGCCGGGCAUCAUUAGCAGUUGAAGUAAAGGAACAUAAUCCUUUACGCCAUGCUUUUAAGGUCACAUGUGGAAUUCGGAGCAUAAGGUUAAGAACUAAAAGUAGUGCUAAAGCUAAAGAUUGGGUUGCUGCAAUUAAUGAUGCUGGGCUUCGGCCCCCUGAGGGAUGGUGUCAUCCUCAUCGCUUUGGCUCUUUUGCUCCUCCACGGGGUUUGACAGAAGAUGGUAGUCAGGCUCAAUGGUUUGUGGAUGGUAGGGCAGCUUUUGAUGCAAUAGCUUCAUCAAUUGAAAAUGCUAAAUCAGAGGUUUGUCCUUUUCACUCUUGCAGAUAUUUUAUUUGUGGCUGGUGGCUUUGCCCAGAAUUGUACCUACGCCGUCCUUUUCCUGAGCAGGCAUCCUCCAGGCUUGAUGCUUUGCUGGAAGCCAAAGCUAAGCAGGGGGUUCAGAUAUAUAUCCUUCUCUACAAAGAACUUGCUUUGGCUUUGAAAAUCAAUAGCGUCUAUAGCAAGAGAAAGCUUCUUAGCAUUCAUGAGAAUGUGAGGGUAUUGCGUUAUCCGGAUCACUUCUCUACUGGUGUCUAUCUGUGGUCUCACCAUGAAAAACUUGUGAUUGUUGAUUACCAAAUUUGUUUUAUUGGUGGACUUGAUUUAUGCUUUGGUCGCUAUGACACAUUUGAACACAAGGUGGGUGAUAAUCCUCCCUCAGUAUGGCCCGGAAAAGACUACUACAAUCCAAGGGAAUCUGAACCAAAUUCAUGGGAAGAUAUGGUAAAGGAUGAGUUGGAUCGAGAGAAAUAUCCUCGCAUGCCUUGGCAUGAUGUACAUUGUGCAUUAUGGGGACCACCUUGUCGAGAUAUAGCACGUCAUUUUGUUCAGCGGUGGAACUAUGCCAAGAGAAAUAAAGCACCAUAUGAGGAAGCAAUUCCACUACUUAUGCCUCAACAACAUAUGGUGAUUCCACAUUAUAUGGGAAGAAGCAAGGAAAAUGAGUUUGAUAGCAAGAAUGUUGAGGAAAAUAAGAUAGGUUCCAAAAGACGGGACUCCUUUUCUUCAGGAUCAUAUUUUCAAGAUAUUCCUCUACUUUUGCAUCAAGAAGCCAAGGAGUUGGAUAAUUGCAGUGUGUUUUCAAAAUCAAAUGGGUUGGAUACUACUGCCAGUAAAAGUCUUUCUUUUGCUUUCAGAAAGUCUAAAAUAGAACCAGCAGUUGCAGACACUCCUAUGAAAGGCUUUGUUGAUGACCUUGGCUCCUUGGAUCUUUAUAACGAAAGAUCUUCAGAUGUAAAAAAACAGCCUGAAGCUGAACUUCCAGACUCAGAGUGGUGGGAGAUACAAGAACGGGCUGCUCAAGGUGUUUUUCUAGAUGAGGCUGGACAGGUUGGACCACGAACAUCAUGCCAGUGUCAGAUUAUAAGGAGUGUCAGUCAGUGGUCUGCUGGAACCAGCCAAAUAGAAGAGAGUAUUCACUGUGCUUACUGCUCCCUCAUUGAGAAAGCAGAACACUUUGUUUAUAUAGAGAACCAAUUCUUCAUAUCAGGUCUCUCUGGAGAUGAAAUUAUUCGGAAUCGUGUGUUAGAAGCAUUAUAUCGGCGUAUAAUGCGAGCAUACAAUGAAAAUAAGUGUUUUAGGGUUAUCAUUGUCAUACCACUGCUUCCUGGCUUUCAGGGGGGUGUUGAUGAUGCUGGUGCUGCAUCUGUGAGAGCCAUAAUGCAUUGGCAGUAUCGAACCAUUUGCAGAGGACAAAGUUCAAUCCUGCAUAAUCUUUAUGAUCUUAUUGGUCCUAAAACUCAUGAUUACAUUUCUUUCUAUGGUCUUAGAGCACACGGUAAACUUUUUGAUGGCGGUCCCGUGGCUACCAGUCCGGUCUAUGUGCAUAGUAAAGUCAUGAUUAUUGAUGAUUGUGCAGCCUUAAUUGGAUCUGCUAAUAUUAACGAUAGAAGUUUACUCGGCUCAAGAGAUUCAGAGAUUGGUGUACUUCUUGAAGACAAAGAAUUCGUUGAUUCAUGGAUGGGAGGAAAGCAUUGGAAGGCCGGGAAAUUUGCUUUGAGUCUUCGCCUCUCAUUGUGGUCUGAACAUCUUGGUCUUCGUCGAGGAGAGAUAAAUCAAAUAAUGGACCCCAUUACCGAUUCGAGUUAUAAAGAUAUAUGGGUUGGUACUGCGAAGAUGAACACGACGAUCUACCAGGAUGUGUUUUCCUGUGUCCCAAAUGAUCUUAUACAUUCCCGGCUUGCACUCCGACAAAGCAGUGCAUUUUGGAAAGAAAGACUCGGUCACACUACGAUCGAUUUAGGAAUAGCCCCUGCGAAGUUAGAAUCAUACCAGAACGGAGAGAUGAAACAGGUGGAUCCGGUGGAAGGAUUAAAAUCGGUAAGAGGACAUCUGGUUUCUUUCCCCUUGGAUUUCAUGAGCAAAGAAGAUUUAAGACCCGUGUUCAAUGAGAGUGAAUAUUAUGCAUCUCCCCAAGUUUUUCAUUGAGGAAGGGAGAUUGCUAAAGUCUCAUU
Molecule: messenger RNA, 3512 nt
Organism: Hibiscus syriacus
Lineage: Eukaryota; Viridiplantae; Streptophyta; Magnoliopsida; Malvales; Malvaceae
Product: phospholipase D zeta 1-like
Exons: 20
Coding region: 151-3486 (1111 amino acids)
Biological process (GO): intracellular signal transduction; phosphatidic acid biosynthetic process; phospholipid catabolic process
Cellular component (GO): plasma membrane
Molecular function (GO): D-type glycerophospholipase activity
Source: RefSeq, a predicted model, not a curated record